Conger conger (European conger) is the source of this 1715-nucleotide messenger RNA. RefSeq names its product SRY-box transcription factor 9a (gene sox9a). Gene Ontology annotation, biological process: heart development; chondrocyte differentiation; negative regulation of transcription by RNA polymerase II. The transcript is spliced from 3 exons. The coding region runs from base 372 to 1715 and encodes 447 amino acids. NCBI's taxonomy places the organism in Eukaryota, Metazoa, Chordata, Actinopteri, Anguilliformes, Congridae. The record is from RefSeq and is a predicted model, not a curated record. Gene Ontology annotation, cellular component: nucleus. Gene Ontology annotation, molecular function: DNA-binding transcription factor activity, RNA polymerase II-specific; RNA polymerase II cis-regulatory region sequence-specific DNA binding.
GGCAACUUGGAAAUAACACGAAAGGGACCGUUCUCGCGUUUGUCCACACAAGUUUUUUUUUUUUUUUAAACAAAUCGGUUGCUAUUCAAGAGAAGGACCCGAAGCGGUAUGAUUGUGAUUUAACUUUUUUUUUUCUGGAAAGCGCAGAAAUAACUUGAAUUGUCAAAGGGACAUUUGACUAACUUUUUUUUCUCCUUUUUAUGCUUGGUGGAGCAAAUCAAAGUUGUUGCUUUUUUCUGUGAUUUUUUUUCGCUUUCUCCCACUUGUACUGCGAGGUUUAUUUAAACUCAUCGCAGCACACGGCCGGGACGGGCUGGAAACGUCUACUGAUAAUAAUUUCACCUGUGUAGUUGUCCAUCUAAUAUUUUCGUAUGAAUCUACUCGACCCUUUUUUUAAAAUGACAAACGAGCAAGAUAAGUGUCUCUCUGACGUCCCGAGUCCGAGCACGUCGGAGGACUCGGCCGGGUCUCCGUGCCCGUCCGGAUCCGGGUCCGACGCGGAGAACACCAGACCGCACGACAACAGCCUCCUCCGCGCGGACGGUCCGCUCGGCGAGUUCAAGAAGGACGAGGAGGACAAGUUCCCCGCGUGCAUCCGCGAGGCGGUGUCGCAGGUGCUGAAGGGCUACGACUGGACGCUCGUGCCCAUGCCGGUCCGCGUGAACGGAUCCGGCAAAAACAAGCCGCACGUGAAGAGACCCAUGAACGCCUUCAUGGUGUGGGCACAAGCGGCGCGCCGGAAGCUGGCGGACCAGUACCCGCAUCUCCACAACGCGGAGCUCAGCAAGACGCUCGGGAAGCUGUGGAGGUUACUGAAUGAGGGGGAAAAGCGUCCUUUCGUGCAGGAGGCGGAGCGGCUCCGUGUGCAGCACAAGAAGGAUCACCCCGAUUACAAGUACCAGCCCCGGCGGAGGAAGUCCGGGAAGAACGGGCAGGGCGAGGCAGAGGACGGGGGCGAACAGACCCACAUCUCCCCGAACGCCAUCUUCAAGGCGCUACAACGCGCGGAUUCCCCCGCGUCCAGCCUGGGCGAGGCGCUCUCUCCCGGAGAUCAUUCAGGGCAGUCCCAGGGCCCCCCCACCCCUCCCAGCACCCCGAAAGCGGAGGCGUCGCAGCAGGGCAGCAAGGCGGAUCUGAAGCGGGAGGGGCGCCCCCUGCAGGAGAGCGCAGGCUCUGCGGGCGCCGGCCGCCAGCUCAACAUCGACUUCCGCGACGUGGACAUCGGCGAGCUGAGCCACAUCGACGCCUUCGACGUCAACGAGUUCGACCAGUACCUGCCCCCCAACUGCCACCCCUACGGGGGCUACGGGUGGGCGGCCAAGCCGCAGAGCCCGGCCGCGGGGGGGGAACAGAGGCCCCCCCACAUUAAAACGGAGCAGCUCAGCCCCGGCCACUACAGCGAACCGCAGCAGAGCUCUGCCCCGCCUCAGCCAAUCAGCUACGGCUCCUUCAGCCUGCAGCAGUGCUCCUCCUAUCCCGGCGCGGCGCGCCCGCAGUGUGAGUACUCCGGCCACCAGGGCGGCUCCACCUCCGCCGGGCCCUACUACUCCCCGGCGCCCGGCCCGUACCCCGCCUUCGCCUACAUGGGCCCCGGGCAGCGGCCCCUGUACACGCCCGUCACAGAACCCACAGGGGCCCCCGCCCUGACCCAAAACUCACACAGCCCCCAGGGCUGGGAGCAGACCCCCGUGUACACACAGCUCUCCAGGCCCUGA